UCAGGCUACACACUUCCCUUCCCAUCAUUUUAUCCUUGGGCAUGAUAUCCAUCACCAGAUCCUGUCUUUAAUAUUUUCUAGAUCAAGACAAUCUUGACUGGAAGUAAAGCAUGGCUGCGAAUACUCGCUACCAACCCGCUCCUCAGCGCGACUCGUUUGAGGAAGCUCAGUACGCUCAGCCCCCACCUUCAUAUGAUGCUACUGCGGAAACACCGCGAUCUGAGGAUGAUAAUGUUCCUGAUGACUUCAAGGUAUGUCUUGACCUUUUGUGAUUGUUGGUAACGGACAAUGCUAAUGACUUGAAGUUUGGAGGAACUGUCGCGGAGGGAACGCUUCCCAUCCGGAUGCAGUUUAUUCGAAAGGUGUAUUCUAUCUUAACUGUACAAAUCCUCUUAACCACGGUCCUCAGCUCAGUUUCUUUCUUCAGCGACUCCUACAGGCAGUGGAUCCAAUCCCACUUCUGGCUCAUGAUCGUUUCCCUCGUUGGCGCAAUCGCAUUCAUGUUACUCACCUACUGGAAACGCAAAUCGUACCCUACAAAUCUUCUCUUUCUCUCCGGAUUCACGGCCCUAGAAGCAUACUCCAUCAGCGUCGUGACCUCAUUCUACGAUGCUCGUAUCGUCGUUCAAGCCCUCGUCAUCACACUCGGCAUCUUUGUCGCCUUGACUAUCUUCGCAUGCCAGACGAAAUAUGAUUUCACGCACUGGAUGCCCUAUCUUUUUGGUGGAUUGUGGCUGCUCAUCAUCUUCGGGUUCAUGGCUGCUUUCUUCCCGUAUAAUAGCGGCGUGGAGCUCGUUUAUGGUGGUGUUGCUGCGCUUAUAUUCUCAGGAUAUGUCCUCGUCGAUACGCAGUUGAUUAUGCGUCAUUAUCACGUUGAGGAAGAGAUUGCCGCUUCCAUUUCGUUGUAUUUGGAUAUUAUCAAUUUGUUCUUGAGUAUUCUGCGGAUUCUCAACUCUCAGAACAAUAACUAAGCCGAUUCAGUGCAUUGCUAUCAGGGAGAUUACGAUCUCUGCACUGAACACAUAUACAGAUACAUAAUAACACCUCAGGUCUUGUGCUUUUUUCAUAACAAUUGAUCGCGCUUGUUUUUUAUGCUCGAGUUGCGAUAAAUGAGCAGUUCGUGUUUUGAGUUACUUCGUUACCUGCCCGCAUGGCUUAUACAGAAUAUGUGUAUAUCUGCGUUUCCUAUUCUUUCUAUAGGCAUAUCUAGUUAUGAAUGAAAUAGCGUUCAAUC
Messenger RNA from Talaromyces stipitatus ATCC 10500, 1234 nucleotides. RefSeq names its product Bax Inhibitor family protein. Bases 345 to 971 code for a protein of 208 amino acids. NCBI's taxonomy places the organism in Eukaryota, Fungi, Ascomycota, Eurotiomycetes, Eurotiales, Trichocomaceae. Gene Ontology annotation, cellular component: membrane. The transcript has 2 exons. The record is from RefSeq and is a predicted model, not a curated record.